Cyclospora cayetanensis is the source of this 2451-nucleotide messenger RNA. RefSeq names its product cyclin-dependent kinase G1. Gene Ontology annotation, cellular component: nucleus. Lineage: Eukaryota; Apicomplexa; Conoidasida; Eucoccidiorida; Eimeriidae. Bases 1 to 2451 code for a protein of 816 amino acids. Gene Ontology annotation, molecular function: cyclin-dependent protein serine/threonine kinase activity; ATP binding. The record is from RefSeq and is a predicted model, not a curated record. Gene Ontology annotation, biological process: protein phosphorylation; regulation of mitotic cell cycle. The transcript has 12 exons.
AUGGAGGAGGGCACGAGCGACACGAGUUUGGAUUUGCUGCACUCCAAGGUUCGCAAUCUCCGAGACAAGUUGCAGGCUCGAGCAACGCGUAGACUUGGUGGCGAUGACAGUAGUGGCAGCAGCAGCAGCAGUGGCGGAGGGGCAAGUCUGCAGCCUCUGGGGCCUAUCGGCAAGGACGAUCGCGAAUUCACCUCUCCCUGUGCUAGCAGCAGCAGUCGAGGCAGCUGCCGACAUAGUGAACGGAAAGACGCCAACCGCAGCCGGACUGUGUCUUGGGUGGGGCAGGAGCAAGGCCAUAGUGGCAUGGCCAGCGAGCAGCAGCAGCAGCAGCUGCAGCUGCAGCAUCCAUCGGAGGAUAGACACCUGGAGUACAGAAGAAGUCUCCCCGGCGUUUCGAGCAGCAGCGGCGGGAGCGUUCCGCAAGGCGCAUAUGCUGAAGCCUCCAGAAGCCCUCUAAAACGCGGCAGUAGGGCUUCAGAGAAGGCCAUCACCAGCCAUCGCAGCUACUCCAGAGACACGACGAGCAGCGGCAAAGAUUUCUGCCGCUCGCCCCUGCGUCGGCAUGGAGCCGAAGUACACACAGUGCAGCACGGAAGCAGCACAGCAGGCACCUGCAAUACCGUCCCCCCAGCAGCAGCAGCAGCAAGCCGCAGCAGUGAGCGGCGACAUGCUUCCUCAGCAGUGGGUGUAAGCAGCAGCAGCAGCAGCAGCACUACCAUGGAUAAUGCUGGCACCAAUGAUGGCAGUAACAGUAGCAGCAGCAGCAGCAGCAGCAGCGCGUGUACCGCGGGAUCUGGCACUGCUGGCAGUGUGGAGAGGGAGGAGGGAGAAAUAUCUAUGAGUGCGCGUAGCAGCGCUGGCACUUUAGCGCCGAGGGCAGCAGCAGAAAUGCCUCCAGGCAAGAAGACUGGAGGGGGGGCAAGUUCAGCAGCUGCAUCUGAACCGCAGAAGGAAGCGGAGGAGCAUUCUGCACGGCCACUUCCUGAAGAGGAUUUGUUUACUCCCGAGGUGGGGUCUGCUGACGAGCUGCUGCUAACCCCUGAGGCAACUUCGGAAGGCGUCGAGGCAGCCGCUUCAGCGGGAGGUCCCCCUGCAGCGGAUUCCGCCGACGGGCAGCAGCUAAGUGCGGCAGCAGCUUGUGCCAGCGAAACUGUAUAUGGUCCUUUGCCUCCUGCAGCAGCAGCAGCAGAGACAGUGCGCGAAGAGGCCACAGCAGCAGCAGGAGCUGAAGCGACACAUUUAUGCUUGGACUCGGUAGAGCAGGAUUCGAAUCACGUGCACCAGCUGCUAAAUGCAGGUGGAGAAGAGGAGGAGGAGGAAGAAGACGACGAAGAGGACAGACACUUGAAGCAGAGCAAAGUCUGGAGCUCCCUCGUGUAUGGGUGUCAUUCAGUGAGCACGUACAAGCGCCUCAACAAGAUUAGUGAAGGCACGUACGGCGCUGUCUUCAGAGCGAUGGAUCUGAAGACUAAGGAGAUCGUGGCUCUAAAGCAAGUCAAGUUUCACGCAAAGCUGUGGUCCGAGGGCUUCCCAGUGACAUCUUUGCGCGAGAUAUCCAUCCUGUUGGAAUUGCAACAUCCGAAUGUCGUCAAUGUCAAGCAGGUCGUCGUGGGCUCUGGGCAGCAUCAUGUCUUCAUGUUGCUGGAGGCCUUGGCUUACUUACACGCGAAUUUCGUCUUCCACCGCGACGUGAAGCCUAGCAAUCUGCUGUAUUCGAACAGAGGGGUUCUGAAAAUGGCGGAUUUUGGGAUGGCUAGAAAGUUCGGAGUUCCUUUCGGCCACAAGAGGUACACCAAAGAAGUCGUGACGCUUUGGUAUAGGCCCCCGGAGAUUCUUCUAGGGCAGUCGGUGUACAGCGAUAAGUGCGACGUCUGGGCUGUUGGAGCUAUCUUUGGGGAACUUCUGUUGCGGCGGCCUCUCUUUGCUGGACAUGGGGACUUAGACACCCUCAGCAAGAUUUGGAAGCUUUGUGGGACGCAGUCGGAGGAAACGUGGCCAGGGUUUAACGAAUUACCGUUGGUGAAGUCGCGAGCUCUUGCACGGAUGCCACAUUGCCAGCCGACGUGGAGGGAGGUGUUCCCUCCUCCCUCGAAGCACCUCACUAUGGGGAAUAGCGGCGUCCUCUCUGAUUUAGGCCUUGAUUUGCUGCAAAAGCUGCUCACCCCAGAUCCAGCGCAGCGGCUUUCCGCUGCGGCAGCCCUUCAGCAUGAGUACUUCAAGGAAUCUCCGAAGCCUCAGCCUACGGAGCUAAUGCCCAGUUACCCAGACACAAACAACCAAGCACGAAGGAAGCGCAGGAGAGGGGGUAGCGCUGACCUUAACGAACAGAAGCAUCAAGACUCCUUCCGGUUCGACGCGCGCGUGGAUGCGGAGAAGUUUCUUUCUGCCCUGGACCAAAAAGUUCGCAGCCAACGAAAAGAAACGGUCAAGCCUGGCAGAGAGGGUCUCUAA